Messenger RNA from Nematolebias whitei (Rio pearlfish), 660 nucleotides. It is a transcript of the gene tmem174, whose product is annotated as transmembrane protein 174. The record is from RefSeq and is a predicted model, not a curated record. The coding region runs from base 1 to 660 and encodes 219 amino acids. Lineage: Eukaryota; Metazoa; Chordata; Actinopteri; Cyprinodontiformes; Rivulidae. The transcript has 2 exons.
AUGGCAGGACAAAGACCUGGAAUGGAGACCAACACUAACACUUCUCGCUCUCGUCUGUCGGACAGUUUGCUGGACGGUGAGAAGAUUGUAGUGACCCUGUUGUUGUCAGGACUCAUCUUAGCCAUGUUGGGUGUUACAUUUACUGCCUUGGGCUGGCAACACUACCAAACUAACACCCACUUUCAGUGGACUCAGCUGCUGGGCCCCAUUCUGAUCUCAGUCGGAGGAACCUUCAUGCUCACCAGCUUCUGCAAGUUCAAGUUAAUUUGCUGUUGCAAACAGGAGGAGGAGGUGUUUGUCAUACCUGUGCGGGAACAAACAUCCAGAGGACUCCCUGUUGUAGUUCAUGGCAUAAAUCCUCCUGUCAUGCUACAAGGAGCCACAACUAUGCUCUGUAUUCCACCUGCCUAUGGCUUCAUCGCCCAGGAAAUACACCAACAAAAUGAGCUCCAUUCUGGCCUUCCUUCAUAUAAUGCUGUCCACAGUGUGGACAGUGUUACAGCCGAGGACAGAGGGGAUCACAACGCACAGGCAGACCAGAGAAGAAGCCGAACAAAGAAGACAGGACGUGCUGGAGGGCGCCUGGAUGAGAGCGGAUGUUCACGUCCACCUGCGUAUGAAGAUCUCUUCCCUUCCUGCCACAAACACAAACCAACAUGA